CUCCGCCCGGCUUCCCCGCGGGGAUGCUGCGGCUGGGCCGCGGGCUGAGGCGGCUCGGGUCGGGUCGCGGGGCUGGAGACUCCGGCCGGCUCCCUUUAAGUGCGGAGAUGCCCAAGAAAGCUGGUGCGACGAGCAAGGGUAAAAGCCAGACCGAGGAGCCAGAGACACCACUUCCUCCCUUAGGUCCUGUGGCAGUUGAUCCUAAAGGUUGUGUCACCGUAGCCAUCCAUGCCAAACCUGGUUCCAAACAAAACGCUGUAACAGACUUGACACCUGAAGCUGUGAGUGUGGCCAUUGCUGCGCCUCCGUCGGAAGGAGAGGCUAAUGCCGAGCUCUGUCGCUAUCUUUCCAAGGUCUUAGAACUCCGCAAGAGCGAUGUGGUUUUGGAGAAGGGUGGUAAAUCUCGUGAGAAAGUGGUGAAGCUUUUGGCCUCCACAACUCCAGAAGAGAUCUUGGAGAAAUUAAAGCAGCAAGUGGAAAAGAAAUAAAAGCCAGUUUUGAGAAAAACACAUCCUUGGAAAGCUUUUUUAUUGCUAUUGAUGGAGAGGCCGUUAAAUAAGAAAAUAUAUUUCAGUGCACAGAAGAACAUGGAAAAAAUACAUGUUUAACAACAGAACGCAAGAAAUAGGAAUUUAAAAGUACUCUACGUUCAAUAUAGGUUCUAAAAUCCCUGACCCCAGCUUGGAGUAUGUUACUCUGAUUUCGUGGCAUCACAAAAUAAGAGAGCUGGAAAAGUUGCUUAAGAUGACCUCACUCAGUCCGUUUCGUUCUGUGAUGGGGGUUCGGAUGUCCCGAAGUUGAGAGAGUUCUUCGGGAUCUCAUGGCGCAGGGUGGCAGCUGGAACCCGAUCCCUGGACUCCUGGUUGGAUGCGGUUCAUCGUGAUUGUGAAUUAAAGUGCUAUUUCUGCAGCCACCUCAGGGUUCCGAGGAUCGCCUUCAGGUCCAGCUCACAGGUGACAGAAGAAAACCUGUCACACUGCUUUGUGCUCUUAGUUUGUAUUUUAAAAGGUGUAUCUAAAUACGAAAAUGUUUUCUGUGUCUUUUUAAAACUCUGUGGAGCAUUUUGUGAAAAAGUAAACAAGAACAAUUAAGACUUGUAAUUUCGGGGAAGUCACUGACUUUUCGUCCUCUUUGGAUGCUAGCUGCAGUCUUCCAAUCUGGUAUUUCUGAAGACUCUCCAGAGAGCCUUAAGAGAGGAGGACCUGGCAGCUAUUCUCAGUAUUGGUAAAGGCCUGUCAGAAAUCAUAUGUAUAUUCAAGCUUCAAAAGCGAGUAAUAAAGAUCUUGUUUUUAAAUCUCCAA
This is a messenger RNA of Lynx canadensis (Canada lynx), 1301 nucleotides long. RefSeq names its product chromosome B3 C15orf40 homolog (gene CB3H15orf40). The transcript has 4 exons. Gene Ontology annotation, cellular component: cytoplasm. NCBI's taxonomy places the organism in Eukaryota, Metazoa, Chordata, Mammalia, Carnivora, Felidae. Bases 24 to 488 code for a protein of 154 amino acids. The record is from RefSeq and is a predicted model, not a curated record.